Batrachochytrium dendrobatidis JAM81 is the source of this 918-nucleotide messenger RNA. RefSeq lists its product as uncharacterized. Bases 1 to 918 code for a protein of 305 amino acids. The transcript has a single exon. Lineage: Eukaryota; Fungi; Chytridiomycota; Chytridiomycetes; Rhizophydiales. The record is from RefSeq and is a predicted model, not a curated record.
AUGGGCAGCCUGCAUCGUCGUUCCCCAGAGCCAGUAUGGAAAGGAUUUAAUCUCGACACUGGUGCGGUUACUGGAGCCCCAAAACUCGACAUCAUAAAGCGAUCGGUGGAUUCCAACAUAUACCGUCGUUCUCCAGAGCCAGUAUGGAAAGGAUUUAACCUCGACACUGGUACGGUUACUGGAGCCCCAAAACUCGACAUCAUAAAGCGAUCAGUGGAUCCCAACAUAUACCGUCGUUCCCCAGAGCCAGUGUGGAAAGGAUUUAACCUCGACACUGGUACGGUUACUGGAGCCCCAAAACUCGACAUCAUAAAGCGAUCAGUGGAUCCCAACAUAUACCGUCGUUCCCCAGAGCCAGUGUGGAAAGGAUUUAACCUCGACACUGGUACGGUUACUGGAGCCCCAAAACUCGACAUCAUAAAGCGAUCGGUGGAUCCCAACAUAUACCGUCGUUCCCCAGAGCCAGUAUGGAAAGGAUUUAACCUCGACACUGGUGUAGCUACUGGAGCCCCAAAACUCGACAUCAUAAAGCGAUCGGUGGAUCCCAACAUAUAUCGUCGUUCUCCAGAGCCAGUAUGGAAAGGAUUUAACCUCGACACUGGUGUAGCUACUGGAGCCCCAAAACUCGACAUCAUAAAGCGAUCGGUGGAUCCCAACAUAUACCGUCGUUCCCCAGAGCCAGAAUGGAUAGGACUCAGUUACAGCAGUCAAAGACAGGCAAGAUUGACUAAACGAUCUCCAGGGCUUGGAAAACAAGGGUUUAAAAAUGCUCUUAUGAUGAAUGGUGGUAUGCUUCUCUUCGGUAAUAAGAUUAACCCAACUGGUACUGGUAUUGGUAGUAGUCCUGGUAGUCGUAAUAGUACUGAUACCAGUACUAAUGGCAACAGUACUGCUAAUACUAAAGGAAAAUCAAAAUAA